AUGGGUGGGAGGAAUAUCGGAGUUGCUGUGGACUUCUCAUCAUGCAGCAAAGCUGCUCUUCGAUGGGCGUCAACCAACCUUGCCAGGAGCGGUGAUCAACUCGUGCUGCUCCAUGUCAACAAUUCCUACCAGAAUGAGCAAGGAGCGAUGCAUCUCUGGGAAGAGAGUGGUUCACCGCUCAUCCCUCUGGUAGAGUUCUCGGACCCCCAUGUCACAAAGAAGUACGGCCUGUCACCAGACAAGGAGACACAGGAGAUCCUGGCCCAAGUGGCACAUCAGAGCGGGGUUGAGGUCUUUGGGAAGAUAUUCUACGGCGACCCGACCAAGAAGCUGUGCGAGGCAGUCGACCUGGUUCCCCUCAGCUGCCUGAUCAUCGGAAGCAGAGGUCUGAGCACGCUCAAGAGGGCUCUGAUGGGGAGCGUGAGCACCUACGUUGUGAACCACGCGGCCUGCCCGGUCACGGUUGUGAAGGAGAACAUGUAG
Molecule: messenger RNA, 483 nt
Organism: Triticum turgidum subsp. durum (durum wheat)
Lineage: Eukaryota; Viridiplantae; Streptophyta; Magnoliopsida; Poales; Poaceae
Source: the annotation of a GenBank genome assembly